Messenger RNA from Manduca sexta (tobacco hornworm), 513 nucleotides. RefSeq names its product cytochrome c oxidase assembly factor 3, mitochondrial (gene Ccdc56). Gene Ontology annotation, biological process: mitochondrial respiratory chain complex IV assembly. The record is from RefSeq and is a predicted model, not a curated record. The transcript has a single exon. Gene Ontology annotation, cellular component: mitochondrial inner membrane. Bases 84 to 347 code for a protein of 87 amino acids. NCBI's taxonomy places the organism in Eukaryota, Metazoa, Arthropoda, Insecta, Lepidoptera, Sphingidae.
AUCAUUCGUUCAAUACCUGAGACUGCUUCAGUGACAGCGAGAAUUUUAGGUUAGAUUGGCGAAAAAAAAGUUGUAUUUUCGUAAUGGGUGACUCCGAUUACAAGCCGAAGAUUAGCGGCACUAAGCAAGAUCCAGUCUUGAAAGAGGCAGAACUAGCUUACAUGAGAAUAAUUGAACAAAAAAAUCGUGAGCGAGUUCAAAAACUGCAAACAAUUGCCAGGAAAAAUCGCAUCACUGGUUUUACUAUUGCCGGAGGAGUCUUUGGUGUUUACUUAUAUUCCAUCUUCGCAGUAAAGCAGGAGACAUUCCUUGACGAUUUUGACGAACCAGUAAAAGUACAGCAAUAAUGGCUGCAGCCAAAAAAGCUCUUCAAAUAAGAUUGCCUCCUCUGCCGAGUAUAAAAGAUGUUAUUCGUUUGUACAAAUUGCGUGCUCUUAGAGAAUUAUCACAAAAUUUUCUUAUGGAACCUCGUUUGAUUGACAAGAUAGUGCGUGCAGCUGGCAACAUCGAAAA